Molecule: messenger RNA, 3036 nt
Organism: Oncorhynchus kisutch (coho salmon)
Lineage: Eukaryota; Metazoa; Chordata; Actinopteri; Salmoniformes; Salmonidae
Product: podocalyxin
Exons: 8
Coding region: 404-1834 (476 amino acids)
Biological process (GO): cell migration; regulation of microvillus assembly; negative regulation of cell-cell adhesion
Cellular component (GO): microvillus membrane; apical plasma membrane
Source: RefSeq, a predicted model, not a curated record
UGGAAUGGGCAGUGCCAUGGGCCUGUGAGUAACAGCUGAACACUUGUAAAGAAGACUGGGGUCUGGACUGGCCACGGGGCUUGCACUUUGAAGGCACAAUACGUUUUCAAGCCACUCCGGGAGAGGGAGCCAGCAACGACAACACAAUCAGCGCAGCCAAGGAGACCGGUUAAAAACUUUGCCCCAAAUUCCCGACUCAGAGAGGGGGAGAAAAGAAGGGGAGAGGCGCCAAACAAAAGCAUUCUUAGCUUUCAGCAAAACAAUAACUUUGGGAAAAUAAUUUACUUCAAAUACAAAUUCAAUGAGAUAGGCGUAACGGAACGCGUCUCCAGCAAGAAUCCGCUACUUUUAUUCAACAUUCUGAAUACUUAAAACCACGGAUUGAGUGCUGUAGCAACACUGAAUGAAACAAAGUUUCGUAAAAAAAAACAGAAUGGAAACGAAAAUGCGAAUCACGUGGGCACUUCUUCCACUUGGUUUUCUACUUCACUGUACUCAUGCUGAUCCAACUCUCGUCAAGUCUCCAACUUCAGAGGUCAACAUAUCCACUAUCCACACCCCUGUUUCUGAUCCAGUCACCAACUCCACACAAAAUGACAUUUCCACCCAUACAGUUACCUCCUCCAGUCUAAUCAAUGGGACCGGGACUACACUAGCCGACCUUACCGUACCAAGUGGGGCCGCGCUGAGCACCUUUACCGCUGGGAGGUCCAGUGGUAAUGUGGAGUCCACCACCAUGACUCCUGCUGGACUGGACUUCACUAGCUCCACCGGAACCCACACCCAGACCACCACUAGCUCCACCGGAACCGACGCCCAGACCACCACUAGCUCCACCGGAACCGACGCACAGACCACCACUAGCUCCACCGAAACCAACACCACCGCGCAAUUCACUAGCUCCUCAGGAACCCUCACCCAGACCACCACUAGCUCCACCGGAACCGACGCCCAGACCACCACUAGCUCCACCGGAACCGACGCACAGACCACCAUUAGCUCCACCGAAACCCACACCACCGCGCAAUUCACUAGCUCCUCAGGAACCCUCACCCAGACCACCACUAGCUCCGCCGGAACGCCUCACUCCACUGCAGUCACACCGGUGGGUGGGCGACAUACUCCAAUCCUUACAACCCCAUGGUCAAGGUUGUCCUCUCCAUCCCAGCAACCUUCCACAUCCAGCCCUGUGGGUUCAGGAAGCAGUUUUGCUAUCACCACAACCCGUGCACAGGGAGGAAUGGUGUUAACAACCAUGGCUGAGACUACAACCACGACGGCCACUACCACAAGUCCUCCCAAGAGCUUUAUGUUUGUCAUGUCCAAAAGAAAUGAAGAGAAUCAUGAGAAGAAGGACCUGGAGGCGCUGUGUCGACACCUGAUGUCUCAAAUGCACGACGCUAACUGUACUCUGGCUGCGAGAGAGAACAACGGACAAACCACCGUUGACAGCGUGGUAAUUACCGGCAAAGUGGACAACGCUGUGGUCCAGCAAUACUAUGAGGAAAUCACCAGAAAACAAAGUGACAACAUGACCCUGAUUGCCAUUGUGGCGUCCUGCGGAGCUCUGCUGGCCAUGAUUGUAGGCUUCGCCCUUUACGCCGUAUACCACCGCAAGUCCUAUCGGAAGAACCACCAACAACACCUGACAGAGGAGAUGCAGACGGUGGAGAACGGUUACCACGACAACCCCACGUUGGAGGUGAUGGAGGUGCAGCAGGAGAUGCAGGAGAAGAAGGUGGCCCUGAAUGGAGAGUUCAACGACAGCUGGAUUGUCCCCAUCGACAACCUGCUCAAAGAAGACAUGCCAGAUGAGGAGGACACUCACCUGUAGAGGGGGACCGGAACAGACAGGGGUGCUACUAUAUUCCCUCGACCAACUGACUCUCCCUUCCCUGCACUGUUACAAGGGCCCUGUUUAGUAGAGGGUUCUAGCUCCAAACGUUGCAGGUAGAAAUGUAUUCUAUAAAGAAUGUAUACAACCUUAAAUAAUGAGAUUUGAGAAAUCGCACAAUUGUGACUGUUCUAUGCAAUGCAUUUCUAUCCACAACACUUUUAAUGUUCCUCCCCAUUGAACCAGACCCAAGGCAACAACACACAGACACCACCUGACAAAUCUGGAGAAAAUAACACCCAGAGGAUGACAGGUUCUGGAAACCCAUCCGGCCUAAACGGGUGUCUGAGUCCCAUCGCUGUGGCCAUGGAAAAGUAACAGGCCAUUUGGAGAAUACUACACCAAUCAACAUUGUGCCUAGUUUUAAGAGAUAUUCAAUAAAUAUUUGGGAAAAGUAACUCUCAAACAUACACAAUCCCAUUUUAAGCGCCAUUGAGUGUUUAAGGUACUUGAUGUACCGCUACAUAGUUAUUGAUUUAAUUGGGAAAACCAAACACUCAAACCACCAAUAUUUCAGGGUGGAGUGUAUGAACUAAAAUCUGCAUGUUCUUUAUGCUGUAAUCAAUGUAAUUCACAAAAGUGCAUUGAAUUGUACACUUGAGCACCUGUACAUAGUAUUUUCUUAUAUUUUCAGAGAAAAUGGAAGCUGCAACUUUGUAAUACUGCAACACUACUUGCCUUUAUGGUUAAAUCUCAAUAGUAUUGAUUUAAAGAAAAUGACCUCAGGAUAAAGUGUUAUAAUCAUCCUGGUGAAUGAAUUAAACUACUAGUGAAUCUCAGCUCUGACGACCUGGCAUUGGCUGCUGUAUAGAAGCCAUAUACUGGUGAAACAACGGGGUCCCUGGAGACACUGCUGGGACAGGAGCUUCUACAGAUAUCAAGGGGAAAAACACUGUAAAUAGUCAUUUGAAAGUUCUAAAGAAUUUUACCUAGGGCCGGUUUCCUGGACAUAGAUAAAGCCUAGCCUUGGACUUUAGAGCCCUUUCAACUAGGCUUUUUAGUCUAGGACUGGGGUUACUCUAUCAGGGAGGCUGGACCCUAAAGAUACAGUUGAAGUCGGAAGUUUACAAUACACUUAGGUUGGAGUCAUUAAAACUCAUUUUUCAACCACUUCACAAAUGUCUUGUUAACAAACUAGUUUU